GUGGGGUUCGAGAGUGACAGUGACAUGCAGGGAGAUGGAGAGGCAGCAGAAGCAAGGAGAAAAUUAUCUGGGUCUAAAAAACUGCACCAGUGCCCAUACUGCUCAUACUCAAGUCCCCAGAUAGCUACUUUACGGAAUCAUAUCCGCACUCACACUGGCGAGAGGCCAUACUCCUGCCCCUAUUGUUCCUUUCACUUCUCACAAAAAGGUGCCCUUAAAAGGCACAUCCGUAGUCACACGGGAGAAAAACCAUACUCCUGUCCUUAUUGUCUCUUCCGCUCGGGUCGUGUUUGCCAUCUAAGACGUCAUAUUCGUACUCAUGGGAGACCAGUUGCGGAGAUCAGCCUGACCACUGGUGGUCAGAGUACCAGCGGAGGAGGAGCCCUAGAAGUUGGGAAGAGCCAAUCUACUAUCUACGAUUUGCACAAGAAUCCCUUCUAUUCUUACUCCAAUCCCGAGAAAGAUAUUUUGAUACGAGGCAGUUACACUUUCAUGGGGAAGAAAAAAAACAAAAAGCCAUAUUCAUGUGCACAGUGUCCAUAUGCUACUGCUUCAAAGAGUAAUCUCGUCAUUCACCUUCGUACUCACACUGGGGAAAGACCAUAUUCCUGUCCUCAGUGUUCAUUUACUGCUUCCUUUGAAUACAAUCUAAAGGUUCAUAUGCGAACCCACACAGGAGAGAAACCAUACACAUGUCCAAAUUGUCCUCUAAAAUUUUCUCAGAAAGCUCACCUUAAAAAUCAUAUUUUUACCCAUACUGGGGAAAAGCCAUUUUCCUGCCAGAUGUGCACAGCUAGAUUCAGCCGAAGGAGCAAUCUGAGGAGACAUAUUAGGACACACGAGUAA
Molecule: messenger RNA, 846 nt
Organism: Homarus americanus (American lobster)
Lineage: Eukaryota; Metazoa; Arthropoda; Malacostraca; Decapoda; Nephropidae
Product: zinc finger protein 782-like
Exons: 2
Cellular component (GO): nucleus
Source: RefSeq, a predicted model, not a curated record